UCUGUCCUGUAGAGGGCAGUGUAGCAUUAAAAAAAACGGAAAUGCCGAAGAAGCACUAGCGGUGUAGACAAGAUGGCGGACAGCAGAGAGAAAGGGCUACAGGAUUACAGGAAAAAAUUACUGGAGCACAAAGAGAUUGACGGCCGACUGAAGGAGUUGAGAGAGCAGCUGAAGGAGUUGACCAAGCAGUAUGAAAAAUCUGAGAAUGAUCUGAAGGCACUGCAGAGCGUCGGACAGAUUGUAGGGGAGGUGUUGAAGCAGUUGACGGAGGAAAAAUUUAUUGUCAAAGCCACUAAUGGCCCGCGCUAUGUGGUGGGCUGUCGGAGACAGCUGGAUAAGACAAAGCUGAAGCCUGGAACCCGUGUGGCACUGGAUAUGACGACCCUUACCAUCAUGAGGUAUUUGCCCCGUGAAGUGGACCCGUUGGUGUAUAACAUGUCUCAUGAGGAUCCAGGAAGUGUGUCUUACUCUGAGAUUGGAGGAUUAUCAGAGCAGAUCAGAGAGCUCAGAGAGGUUAUUGAGCUGCCUCUGACGAACCCUGAGCUCUUCCAGCGUGUGGGCAUCAUCCCUCCUAAAGGCUGCCUGCUGUAUGGACCUCCAGGCACUGGUAAGACCCUGCUAGCAAGAGCUGUGGCCAGUCAGUUGGACUGCAACUUUCUCAAGGUGGUGUCAAGCUCCAUCGUGGAUAAGUAUAUUGGUGAAAGCGCUCGGCUGAUCAGAGAGAUGUUUAAUUAUGCUCGAGAUCAUCAACCCUGCAUCAUCUUCAUGGAUGAGAUCGACGCCAUCGGUGGACGGCGUUUCUCUGAGGGAACUUCAGCAGAUCGUGAGAUCCAGAGAACUCUGAUGGAGCUGCUGAAUCAGAUGGAUGGGUUUGACACUCUGCAUCGUGUAAAGAUGAUCAUGGCUACGAAUCGUCCUGACACACUGGACCCAGCUCUGCUCCGGCCCGGGAGACUCGACAGGAAGAUCCAUAUCGAGUUGCCAAAUGAGCAAGCUCGUCUGGACAUCAUGAAGAUCCACUCAGGUCCCAUCACUAAACAUGGUGACAUCGAUUAUGAGGCGAUAGUGAAAUUGUCAGAUGGAUUUAAUGGAGCUGAUCUGCGUAACGUCUGCACUGAAGCUGGCAUGUUCGCUAUCCGUGCUGAUCGGGAUUUUGUUACUCAGGAGGACUUUAUGAAGGCAGUGAGGAAAGUUGCAGACUCCAAAAAGCUUGAAUCCAAACUGGAUUAUAAACCUGUCUAAAGACUCUAGCUUACACACACACACAUAUAUGCGUGCUCUUUAAAUGCUAAGUAUAGUGUAAUGCAUCUUUAAACACCCAUUGUACUGUGUGUGUGUGUGUGUGUGCAUAAAACCAUCACUCUGCCCUUCAUAUGAUUAUAUAGUGUGUCUUCUUAGGGUCCUUAGUUUUGUGUUUGCAGCAGUGUCUCUGAACACAAUAUUGUGAUGUCGACACUGUGUUUAAAAUGAAAUAAAUAGUUACGCAUUAUCACCUCAUUAAAGUUUCAUACUGAA
This is a messenger RNA of Tachysurus vachellii, 1515 nucleotides long. It is a transcript of the gene psmc6, whose product is annotated as proteasome 26S subunit, ATPase 6. The record is from RefSeq and is a predicted model, not a curated record. The coding region runs from base 73 to 1242 and encodes 389 amino acids. The transcript is spliced from 14 exons. NCBI's taxonomy places the organism in Eukaryota, Metazoa, Chordata, Actinopteri, Siluriformes, Bagridae. Gene Ontology annotation, molecular function: proteasome-activating activity; ATP hydrolysis activity; ATP binding. Gene Ontology annotation, biological process: positive regulation of RNA polymerase II transcription preinitiation complex assembly. Gene Ontology annotation, cellular component: proteasome regulatory particle, base subcomplex; cytosolic proteasome complex.